AAGUGGGUGAAAAGGGCCGGAGAGCGCAGGCAGCCCGGGUUGGUGGCAGAGCAAUGCGGCGGAGCAGCAUCGCGCGCGCGGAACCAGCUGAAACCUCCGUGAUGCGUCCUGGAGCGGAGUGCGCGCACGGGAACGCUGAGCGCCAGUAGACUUCCAAGGAGGAGUAAAAUGUGGAUGAACGGCGAAUUGCUCAACUUGAAGAUCGAGUAAACUUUGGGAAGUUUUUUUUUUUUUUUUUUUUUUUUUUUUGAAAAUGGCCGUUCGUGGCAACUCGCUGAUGCCUUUCUCCAUCCAAGCGAUCCUGAACAAAAAGGACGACAGCAGACACUUGCCAGAUCUGGACGUGUGCUUUUCCAAGACCGCUUGCUGGAAAAUAUUUGAGGAGACGAGGGGAGACGACGCGGAGGCGUGCGAGGCGGCCGACCAGAAGAGCUACGACUCGGACUCCGGACUGAGCGACGACAACGACGGAAAGACCGCGGCCGCGCGCGAGGCGGAGAGGGACGGGGACGCGGACGGGGACGGGGACGGGGACGCGGCGUCCGACGUGCCGGAGGAAAGUCCGCAGGAGGAGACGGACCACGAGUCUGCGGCCGCGGAGAACGCCAAGAGCGACAGCGAGCCCAACAACGGAACGGACUGCAGCGCCCUGGACGAGAAGAGCCUGGAUCAGCCCAAGCAGCGGAAGAAGCGCUCCAGGGCCGCCUUCUCUCACGCGCAGGUCUUCGAGCUGGAGCGCCGCUUCAACCACCAGCGGUACCUGUCCGGCCCGGAGCGCGCGGACCUGGCGGCCUCCCUCAAGCUCACGGAGACGCAGGUCAAGAUCUGGUUCCAGAACCGCCGCUACAAGACGAAGCGCCGGCAGAUGGCCGCGGACCUGAUGGCGUCCACCCCGGCGGCCAAGAAGGUGGCGGUGAAGGUUCUGGUGCGGGACGACCAGAGACAGUACAGCCCGGGAGAGAUCCUCCGGCCGCCGCUGCUCUCCCUCCAGCCGUCCUACUAUUACCCCUACGCCUACUGCCUCCCGGCCUGGACACUCUCAGCGUGUGCGGGGAACCAGUGAGAACUGUAUUUAUUCUGGGUUUUUUUUUUUUAGUCGUUUUCGCUCCCAGGAAAGAAAAAUAACAUUUUAUUUCGACAAGAGAAGGAGACCUGAAAGGACCCGAAUCUUCUUAUUUCCCAAACUAUCACGGGUUCCUCAUACGCAUUUAAUAAGAGCCUCUCCAGAGGGGCCAAAUGAGACAUUUUAAUGGUUUUAUUCUCUGAAAUCCUAAGUAUCUGAACUAGUGUGGAGACGGGACCAGAAGAGCGACACGGUCAGGACUUUAGGAACUGAGUGGAGCUCUGCGCCCUCCUGGAUCCUCCUGUGGGACCCUGCUGCCCCAAAACAGACAGAAAAUCUCACCUUAUGUUGGUUUCUAUUUGACCUUCCUACCUCUGAUUGGAGAAAAAACAGGCAUAUUUUCAAUAACUUCUCAAAAAGCUGUUCCAGGUUGUUUCUUUUUUUUUUCUUGCUGUGUUUUUAAAGGUAAGAUAUUUCAGCACUUUGGAGAAAAUAACGAUGCAGUACUUCAGUGUAAAACGCGUUCUAUGUGUGCGCAUGCUCGGUGUCAGACUGAAAACAGGCGGUUUGUGGAGUUUUUCUGGGCCUGAAAGCGACAAACAGGCUCGACUUGUGUUUUUUUGUGUUCAAUGACUGUUCAGAUCGAAAGCAUUAAAACAUUUAAGGCAUUACUUUAAUUUGGACUAUAUUUUAUUUGAACAUUUAUAUUAAAAACUGUAAAAUUGGCACAAAU
This is a messenger RNA of Salarias fasciatus (jewelled blenny), 1796 nucleotides long. RefSeq names its product NK3 homeobox 2 (gene nkx3-2). The coding region runs from base 254 to 1063 and encodes 269 amino acids. Gene Ontology annotation, molecular function: RNA polymerase II cis-regulatory region sequence-specific DNA binding; DNA-binding transcription factor activity, RNA polymerase II-specific. The transcript has 2 exons. Gene Ontology annotation, biological process: regulation of transcription by RNA polymerase II; cell differentiation. Lineage: Eukaryota; Metazoa; Chordata; Actinopteri; Blenniiformes; Blenniidae. Gene Ontology annotation, cellular component: nucleus. The record is from RefSeq and is a predicted model, not a curated record.